GAGGAGCUCGGCGACAUCAUGUCUCUUCACGCGGAUUACUCGCGGUAUCCCUCCGAGUCGUUCCCAGACAGGCUCAUCGGAACGAAACUUAAUAGGAGCCCAGAUUCUGACGAGUUCGUGUCUACACAAUCAUGGAGUCUGCUGUCCCACUCGAGUCGAGCGUCUUCAGUGACAUUGAGUCCGUUAUCCGACUCGAAUCAAGCUUCUUCACUGCCGUUGAGUUUGCCAUCUGACUCGAACCAAAUGCUUCCGGCACCAGUUCUGCUGCCCUACUCGGACCAAACGUCUUUAUCGUUGCCGUAUCUGCCGUCGGACUCGACUCAAGCGUCUUCAUCCUCGCCAAUUCUGCUGUCUGACUCGAAUCAGACGUCUUCGUCGCCAGUUAUAGCAAGUACCACAGUACCAAAACGUGUGGUUCACGCUUCAAGCCUUUCCACUGGCUUCAGAUGGAUCCUCAUGAUCCUUAUGUUUACUAUUGCCCGGGCUGGCUUCGAAGUUUUACUUCGCAGAUAUUGCACACAUGUCUUCCCGUUGUCGUAUCUCUAGGAACUUCUGGCUAUGCCAUCUAUACCUUCAAACUUCUACACCGGAUGCGCCGUUUCCGGUUUUCUCUCUACUUAAUUUAGGAUAUCUACC
Molecule: messenger RNA, 636 nt
Organism: Desarmillaria tabescens
Lineage: Eukaryota; Fungi; Basidiomycota; Agaricomycetes; Agaricales; Physalacriaceae
Exons: 1
Coding region: 19-546 (175 amino acids)
Source: RefSeq, a predicted model, not a curated record